AUGUUCUUCCUAUUUCCAGAUCAUCAUUUUAAAGAGAAAAAUCACUGUCGUAGGGUGAUUAGUCCUCACUUGCUAGACGAGUAUGCAUAUUCUCUGGCUAUUGGGGGCAUAAAUUACACCAUUACAGAAGUUGAAGAAUUGGGUGAAUGGAUGAAGGACUGUUUGGAAAACCAUCCGAUGUUCGAAGCACUGACGGAUGAAGAACUCAUGAACGAUCCGGUGGUGAAGCUAUUGACCAGCGCGACCGAGGAAGGCCAAAAUGUUGCCAGGAAUGGUGGGCAGACAUUUCAAGCAAUAUGCAGACGCAUUGCCCCAUCUCUAUGA
Eucalyptus grandis is the source of this 324-nucleotide messenger RNA. Its product is annotated as tRNA (guanine-N(7)-)-methyltransferase-like. The transcript has a single exon. The coding region runs from base 1 to 324 and encodes 107 amino acids. Gene Ontology annotation, cellular component: tRNA methyltransferase complex. Gene Ontology annotation, biological process: RNA (guanine-N7)-methylation; tRNA methylation. Gene Ontology annotation, molecular function: tRNA (guanine(46)-N7)-methyltransferase activity. The record is from RefSeq and is a predicted model, not a curated record. Lineage: Eukaryota; Viridiplantae; Streptophyta; Magnoliopsida; Myrtales; Myrtaceae.